This is a messenger RNA of Penicillium mononematosum, 294 nucleotides long. RefSeq lists its product as uncharacterized. The coding region runs from base 1 to 294 and encodes 97 amino acids. Lineage: Eukaryota; Fungi; Ascomycota; Eurotiomycetes; Eurotiales; Aspergillaceae. The record is from RefSeq and is a predicted model, not a curated record. The transcript has a single exon.
AUGUCCAGUUAUCGUGGCGCAUGGCGAUAUCUCGCACAGUCCCUAGCCACAGGAUCCGGAGCGACAUGUCCUGAUGUUGCACUGUGCAUGCACGCCAAGGCUGCAAGAUUCCGUGACAGCCUUAGAGAACAGCCACAGGACGUGGGCCACACAUGGCCAAUGGGUAUCGAGCCGACCGAGGAGAAACGCUGGUGCCUAAUGAGGACAAUGCAGUCAACCGGGGCUGAUGCUGUGCCAAGCCAGUUUGGGGAUGCAGCCUCAUGCUGUCAGUCCUUGGCAGUUAGUAUUGAGUAG